AUGGACUCAGAUCGCAAGUCUACCGUAUCCUCCUUUUAUGGAGGCCGUAAAUCGUCAAUGGACCCUCUCGGCGCGGAUUUCAAUUCGCCAGUCCAGCAUUAUGCGAAUCCACCCACUGGUGUUGCGGACAGAGCCAGGAGGGACUCUGCAUCCUCCUUCUACAACCCAGAACGAGCAUCACGAACAAGCGUGGAUUUGCUGAGCGGUCAGCCGAGGCCGAGCGGUGGUUACACGCGGGAGACGUUUUUCCCUGGCGCAAGGAUGGAACCCUUGAAGGGCGGAAGGGAUGAAGAGGAGGCAGCGGGGAAGGAGUCCCCCUGGGACAUCUACGCUGACUUUAAUAACGCUGGGCCAAGAUAUAGUACUGCGUUCGGGAAGCAGGACGCUGCAUACCAACAACUACCUGCAGUUUCUUCGCCCAAGGCCGAGUACGACGCUACCAGUGCUACAACCAAUGGGCAGGUCGAGAUGGUCACCGUACCCACCAUGGGACCCGAAUGGGGACGUGAUGAGCUGAAGGGCAUGACUAAGUCAGGCCGUCGCGAGGUCAAGAGCAACAACCGAAGAGAGUUCUGGAAACGAUGGAACCGUAACGAGGUCGGCUUAUGUGGACGAUGGUUCAAUCGCAAGGCGCUCAUAUGGUUCCUCUUUGCGUUAUGCUGCGUCAUCAUCAUCGUACUCAUAUUCACCAUACCCCGAGUCCCCAGUUUCUCGUUCAGCUCUGUCACUCCUCUCGCAAACGCCACGGGCGAUUGGGCGUUGGCUGUCCCUGUGACCUUCAAUCGCUUUCCCGCCAAUUUUUCGUUCCCAGCUUUUGCCAAUCUUCAAGUCAAUACGCAGGAUAACUUCCUGCCUGUGCGAUUCAGCCGCCUGCACGCUAGCAUCUUUGACCUCGAUACUACCGUCCUGGUAGCGACCGGUGAUAUACGUGGGCGGUCGCUUCCUGCGAAGUCCUUCCCAGAAAUUCAGAUGCCGUUGAAUUUCACUUACGUCGCGAGCAAUGAUACCGACCAGACAUGGAAAAACUGGUAUGCUAGCUGCAGGAACGCAAUCAACUACUCUGAUGGCAAGCGACCGACGGUGCAGUUCCGACUCGUACUUGACAUGAAUAUAGUCGGACUUCCCUCCACCCGCCAUGCUUCUACCACGAUCACUGACGCUGCGUGCCCUAUCGAAUUGCCCUCAAAUUCCGUCUAA
Pleurotus ostreatus (oyster mushroom) is the source of this 1197-nucleotide messenger RNA. RefSeq lists its product as uncharacterized. The record is from RefSeq and is a predicted model, not a curated record. The coding region runs from base 1 to 1197 and encodes 398 amino acids. NCBI's taxonomy places the organism in Eukaryota, Fungi, Basidiomycota, Agaricomycetes, Agaricales, Pleurotaceae. The transcript is spliced from 4 exons.